CAUAUCCCUUAAACCCUUCUCUGUGUGUGUGUGUGUGUUAGGGGGGUGUGGUAAUGGCCACCAUGCAUUCCCACAUAGAGAGAGUCCUUUGGAGCGAGGACCAAAUCUCUCGCCGAGUCUCCGACCUAGCCUCCCAAAUCUCCGCCGACUUUCUCGCCGAGUCUCCGCCUCCCGUUCUCGUCGGCGUCGCCACCGGCGCAUUUCUCUUCUUGGCCGACCUCGUUCGCAAAAUCGACCUCCCCAUCGCCGUUGAUUUCGUCCGAGCUGAAUCCUACGGUUCUGGAACCGAGUCCAAUUCCGCACCCACCAUUUCCUUCGAUUUGAAGGUUGACGUCAACGGCCACCACGUCAUCUUGGUUGAAGACAUUGUAGACACAGGACAUACUUUAUCCAGAGUAAUUGCGCACUUGAAAUCCAAAGGAGCGUCCUCUGUCUCUGUGUGCACUUUCCUUGAUAAACCAGCAAGGAGAAAAGUUCAUUUUCAGCUGGUGGGUGAAGGGAAAUACUACCGUGGCUUUGAGUGUCCAGAUUAUUUCGUUGUUGGUUAUGGAAUGGAUUUUGCCGAAAUGUAUAGAAAUUUGCCCUACGUUGGUGUCUUGAAGCCUGAGCAUUACAAGUGAUAUGUUAUACUUGUUGGUUGCCACUUGCCAAGUGGGGAAGCACAAAGCAUUAAAAAUGGUUUUCUAAAUUUUUAUGGCAUUUUUCCUAUUACACUUGAUUCACGGAAUGAAUCAACAGAAGCAAAUAGAAACUGGAAGAAAUAGAAUAAGAUGGAUUUGGUGUGCGCUUUUCAUGGCUAUCAUGAAAUCAUAAAUUGUUCUUCAGACCUUUACAGUUUCAUUUCACAAUUAUCCUAUUUGAGCAUGGUGACUAUCUGUUACUUGGUGGACUCACAGAUAAUGAUGCUAAAAUUAACA
Molecule: messenger RNA, 917 nt
Organism: Gastrolobium bilobum
Lineage: Eukaryota; Viridiplantae; Streptophyta; Magnoliopsida; Fabales; Fabaceae
Exons: 3
Coding region: 54-620 (188 amino acids)
Biological process (GO): purine ribonucleoside salvage; IMP salvage; hypoxanthine metabolic process
Molecular function (GO): magnesium ion binding; hypoxanthine phosphoribosyltransferase activity
Source: RefSeq, a predicted model, not a curated record